Nymphaea colorata (pocket water lily) is the source of this 1913-nucleotide messenger RNA. RefSeq names its product beta-glucuronosyltransferase GlcAT14A. The transcript is spliced from 4 exons. Lineage: Eukaryota; Viridiplantae; Streptophyta; Magnoliopsida; Nymphaeales; Nymphaeaceae. Bases 170 to 1453 code for a protein of 427 amino acids. Gene Ontology annotation, molecular function: glucuronosyltransferase activity. The record is from RefSeq and is a predicted model, not a curated record. Gene Ontology annotation, cellular component: membrane.
UGUGGAGUGAGAGGGAGAGGGGAAGAGAGGGAGAGGAAACAGCAACCGCGGAGAUUCUGAGUGUCUAUUGUUUAUAAGGGCGAGCAACAGUGAGAGAAGAUCCGACGAAUUUGGAAGCAGGAGGAGGAGGAAGGAGGAAGGAAGAAGGAGGAGGAGGAGGAGGAGGAAAAUGAUAGCUCGGCCUUUAAUCAACAGGAAAUGGCUUCUUACCAUCAUUCGUUGGCGUUCAGAGAGGAGGUGGGUCUUCCUCCUCCUCUCCCUGUCGCUGGUCUCCCUGAUACUGUUCCUCACUGUCAUUUCCGGCCACGGCGCUCCUGCCACUUUCAAUCUUUACAAGGUGGUCGCCGGCCGGCCGGCUGCCGAUGCCCGUGCCACUGGCGUUCUCAAGGGCCCCGGUUUCCCUCCAGUCUUCGCUUAUUGGAUCUCCGGUAGCCGCGGCGACAAGAACAAGGUGCUUCGCCUCCUCAAGGCCGUGUACCACCCGCGGAACCGCUAUCUCCUCCACCUCGAUUCCGCCGCGUCCAACAACGAGCGGGAGGAGCUCGCCGUCGCGGUGAGGGCCCUUAGGGUUUUUCGCGCUUUCGGGAAUGUGGAUGUUGUCGGGAAGGCAGAUGCCUCGAAUUACAUGGGAUCGUCGACGCUUUCGGCGAUACUGCACGGAGCUGCCGUGCUUCUCAGGAUCGAUGGGGGUUGGGAUUGGUUCGUCACGCUGAGCGCUUCGGACUAUCCACUUGUGACCCAAGAUGACUUGCUUCAUGUCUUUUCCUCUAUAAGGAGAGACCUCAACUUCAUUGACCACACCAGUGAGCUUGGAUGGAAAGAGUAUCAGAGGGCAAACCCAAUUGUAGUGGACCCAGGUCUUUAUUUGUUGCGCAAGCCGCCAAUAUUUUAUGCAUCACAAAAGCGGCCAAAGCCAAAUGCUUUCAAGUUCUUCACAGGAUCUCCAUGGAUUGUUCUUAGCCGUUCUUUCCUUGAAUUCUGUGUUUUGGGAUGGGACAACCUUCCUCGUAUUUUGCUGUUGUAUUUCACCAACGUUGUGAUAUCCCAAGAGGGUUACUUCCAUAGCGUUAUCUGCAACUCUCCAGAAUUCCAGAACACGACUGUAAACAAUGAUCUUCGUUACCUCGUCUGGGACACUCCCCCAAAUCCAGAGCCACGAGUCCUCAAUGCCACGGAUUAUGAAGGAAUGGUGGAGAGCGGUGCAGCUUUUGCUAGAAGAUUUCUUGAAGACGACUCUUUGCUGAAAGUGGUGGACGACAGGAUCCUCAAGCGUAGGCCACAUGGAGUUGUUCCCGGUGGGUGGUGUCUCGGCAAGCCCAAUGGGUGGCUAGACCCGUGCUCAAAAUGGGGGAACAUCAACGUCCUCAAGCCUGGGCCUCAAGCAAAGAGACUGGGAAACUUGAUAUCUCAGUUGACAACUAGUGGGGAUUGGCAGUCAAGCCAGUGCACGUGAUUUCCCUUUCGAGGUCCUAAGAGUUGGUUAGCACUUUCAUAUUGAAACCAACCAGCUUCAUCAGGACAAACGAGGUUGAGGGUGUACCAUCUGCCUUGCUGCAGAAGAGUAAGAUCAGUCGUGUGUAUCAAGGGCAUUUCCCACGCGAAUCUAUUGUUGGGCCUUCGAUGAUCUUUUAGUGCUGAUCAUGAGGAAGAUCAUGGUGGAGAGAUGAUCGCACUGAAUUCUUUGGACUGAGGUUAGUGGGCGCCAUUCUCCCCACUCUCUUUUGUAUUUGUUUUUUUUUUUUCCCCUUUUUUGUCUCCACCUUCAGAAGGCCCCAAGCCUCAGUACAAUAAAUUUUCAUGCUCCUACUUGGGGAUAAAGACCAUCUUAUUAAAGUUGUCUUUCCCCACCUUUGUUGUAUAGCAGACAUCGAUGAAAGCAAUACAUGAGAACUAACACUGAUCCUCUUCAAAUA